Molecule: messenger RNA, 3725 nt
Organism: Chinchilla lanigera (long-tailed chinchilla)
Lineage: Eukaryota; Metazoa; Chordata; Mammalia; Rodentia; Chinchillidae
Gene: Cdk5r1
Product: cyclin-dependent kinase 5, regulatory subunit 1 (p35)
Biological process (GO): activation of protein kinase activity; positive regulation of cyclin-dependent protein serine/threonine kinase activity; brain development
Cellular component (GO): cytoplasm; protein kinase 5 complex
Molecular function (GO): cyclin-dependent protein serine/threonine kinase activator activity; protein kinase binding
Source: RefSeq, a predicted model, not a curated record
CGGGAGCGCCCCUCCUCCUCCCGGGGCCGCCGCAGGCUCGGCGAGCCGCCUUCCCCCUCCGGCCGGCAGGCUGGGCGCGCAGGGGCGCGGGCCCCCGCCGGGCGCGCAGCGGCACCAUGGGCACGGUGCUGUCCCUGUCCCCCAGCUACCGGAAGGCCACGCUGUUUGAGGAUGGCGCGGCCACGGUGGGCCACUACACGGCCGUGCAGAACAGCAAGAACGCCAAGGACAAGAACCUGAAGCGGCACUCCAUCAUCUCCGUGCUGCCCUGGAAGAGGAUCGUGGCGGUGUCGGCCAAGAAGAAGAACUCCAAGAAGGUGCAGCCCAACAGCAGCUACCAGAACAACAUCACGCACCUCAACAAUGAGAACCUGAAGAAGUCGCUGUCGUGCGCCAACCUGUCCACCUUCGCCCAGCCCCCACCGGCCCAGCCGCCUGCGCCCCCGGCCAGCCAGCUCUCGGGCUCCCAGACCGGGGUCUCCUCCUCGGUCAAGAAGGCCCCGCACCCUGCCGUCACCUCCGCGGGGACGCCCAAGCGGGUCAUCGUCCAGGCGUCCACCAGCGAGCUGCUGCGCUGCCUGGGCGAGUUCCUCUGCCGCCGGUGCUACCGCCUGAAGCACCUGUCCCCCACGGACCCCGUGCUCUGGCUGCGCAGCGUGGACCGCUCGCUGCUUCUGCAGGGCUGGCAGGACCAGGGCUUCAUCACGCCGGCCAACGUGGUCUUCCUCUACAUGCUCUGCAGGGAUGUUAUCUCCUCCGAGGUGGGCUCGGACCACGAGCUUCAGGCCGUCCUGCUGACCUGCCUGUACCUCUCCUACUCCUACAUGGGCAACGAGAUCUCCUACCCGCUCAAGCCCUUCCUGGUGGAGAGCUGCAAGGAGGCCUUUUGGGACCGUUGCCUCUCUGUCAUCAACCUCAUGAGCUCCAAGAUGCUGCAGAUCAACGCAGACCCGCACUACUUCACACAGGUGUUCUCCGACCUGAAGAACGAGAGCGGCCAGGAGGACAAGAAGCGGCUGCUGCUCGGGCUCGAUCGGUGAGCCUCGGAGUCGCAUCAUGGCUCAAGGAUUCAAUUCAUUUUUAAAAAUUUAUUAUCAAAUCAGAGUUUUGUGUAUGUGUCUAGCAAAGCCACCAAGGGCCUCUCCCUUUCCCACGCGCUCUCCUUGGGGUUCUUUUCCGCCCUGCAAGAACUCUGGGGACCUUUGAACCUCGAAGGUUGUACAGACCCAGAAGAUGUGCUCGGAGCCGCCCCGCGCUGACUCGCACUCUCCCGGAGGCUCCUGCCGCCUGCGCCCUUGCUGACCCGGGGCCGGGCGCCCCACCGCCCCCGCUGGGAGCUGGUGAGGGGCCGCUGGCCGGCGGGCGCAGGGAGGAAUCGGGGUUUCUGGCAACCGGUGUGGGUGGUUCCUUCUCCUUGGGGCUCCUAGAGCCGGCCACCCUAAGGCUCGGAGCGGGUUAUGAGGCAAGAGCCCUACUGCCUGGGACAUCUUCAAUCAAGGAGGGGCCAAGUGGGUCUCCUGCCGAGACUGAGGCGGUCAUUUGACCAUGCACGGCCCUGGUUUGCUGUGUUUUUGUUUUGUUUCGUUUUGCUUUAGGGAGGGCUUUCCUAACGAGAAAGAGAGCUCACCCCCUGCCUCUUGACCACUGCUCCCAGCUCCCGUGUUAGUACUGGCUGGUUGGUUUCAUUAGGAUCUCUCCUUUUGGGUCCCAGCUGAAAGAAUGGGGUGAAGCUGGGGACAGCUCCUUUCCCGGGUGAUUUCUUUUCAUUUGAAUAAUGCAGCUUAGCAUUGAGAGCCGGGACAGUGGCAGAUGCCCCUUAGCAGCAGGGUCCAUGCCUGAGAUCAAGCUGGUGCCCACGAGUGCUAAGGCCUCUUGCUGGUGCACGUGGCAUUUGUCCUACUGAGCUGGGGGCAAGGGGAGAUCAGCUCUAGGGCUGAUGUAAUGGCGAAUCCCACUGCUACCCCUUGUUUCGUAGGAUUCAUUUAACACUGUUUCCAAACAGUUCAGUUUCUUCUGGAGAGGAAGCCUUGCUUGCAGGGCGCAGUGAGACAGCUGGAUCUUGGAGACAAAGACAGGAGCUCGACUCCUGAUUGCUUUGGAAGCUUGGUGAGCCUACAGCAGAGCCCUGGCAGCUGCUGGUUUCGGUGUCCACCUUAUUUUAGUGGCUGUAAAAACACAUGAUGUAUAUUUUACUGAUUUUCUUUCUGAUUCUCUCAGACUGCUGGCUUGGGGCUUGGGAGAGGUCCAACAGAAGGGAACGAGUCUUCCUGCAUGGCCCCACUCCGGCUUUGGGGAACAAAGAGCGAUGUGAAGAUGCUACAGAGGAUUCUCUCUCUCUUCUAGUCCCAGUGCCCGGGGGGCGCUGGAAUGGGGGCUAGGGUCUGGGAGGCAGAGGUCACUUUUCAAAGGAGUAGGUUCUAGGUGGCGGCUGACUUCUGCACAAGCACUACUGAAAUUCACAUACAAAAGAGAAAGCUGUGAAAUUGAGGUCCUCACUGCAGAGACCCAGAGCAGAGCUUUUUAGCCGAGGUGUUCCCGGGGACGGGGAGGGGCCGCUGGGGCCGGAGAGCCUCUCCCCAGCCGCUCUCAAGGCCCGGGCAGAGCCGUUCCCGGGACCGACAGAUAACCGGAUACGGAGCUCGAAGGCACCUGCGGCUGCUGGCACAGACUUCACCGCAGCCCCCUCCGCCGGUUUCCACGCAGCCCGUCUUCCGACCCUGCUGCCACGUGCGCGCUGAAGGGGGCGGCCGUGGGGUCCCUCGGCGUGGAAGCGGCCCUCCGAGUGCCGCGACUGCAGGGCGGGCGCAUGCUUGUGGUCUGGUCCGUUCAGCUGGCGGAGCCUGCCUGGAACCGUGCCAGCCACAGGAUUCCAGUUUCGUGUCUGUUUCCUUCGCUUUCUCUGUAUUUAUUAUGAUUAUUUUUUUACGUUUUGGAGGAGGUGCACAUUUCAGGAUUGGUGAAGGACUAAGGAAGCAAUCUAGUUCCAUCAGUGUGAAGCCUCUCCCCUUGCACUGGUCGUCAGUAUUGUGUAAAGGAACAGCUGAUAUACUUGAGUGUGCAGACUGAGUGUGCAAGCAAUGAACCCAUUUGACAUGCUGCUAUGAAGACUACUUUUAGAACAACAAAAAAAGAAAAAAACUAACCUACAAAAAAAAAACCCUUUAUUCUUUAAUUGUUGCUUUUACAGUGAUAUUGUGCAUGCAAACCAGGAGCAUUUUGUGUCUUAAGAAAAAUAAUCUUAGAACAGAUGGCUGUGAAAAUUAUACCCAUGCACAGAACAAGCCACAGGAAUAAUAGUUCAGGAUUUGAUUUUUCUCUUUUUCUUGUAAACCUGAAGGGUUGAUAUAUUCUUUCCAGGCAGUUAUUAGAAUUUAGUUUUGUUCCAACAGUUGUUAAAUCUGCAAUGAAAAGAAAAUGUGCCAUUUUUUUUCCUGGGGUUAUUCAUAGCUGUAUAUUUGAAACUGCUAAUUACACACUUGUGAUGUAUGUUGGUUUUUUUAGUGCAAUUUCUUCUGUAGCUAUUCUUUGACCAAACUGUGGGUAUUGUUAAUAUUAAUUUAUAUCUGUCUUAUUUUGUAUGUAUGUAUAGCGUGUUUCUGAGUAUGUGUGGUUUAUAAUCUGACAAAGUCACGAAGCUCAGUUUGGCUGUAAUUUAAUUCCCCUUCCCUUAUUUUUAUUUAUUUUUGUACUGUGCUGAUUCAAUAAAAUGCACUGACCAUCCAUUA